Messenger RNA from Capsella rubella, 510 nucleotides. Its product is annotated as 39S ribosomal protein L41-A, mitochondrial. The transcript has 3 exons. Gene Ontology annotation, cellular component: mitochondrial large ribosomal subunit. Gene Ontology annotation, molecular function: structural constituent of ribosome. The record is from RefSeq and is a predicted model, not a curated record. Gene Ontology annotation, biological process: translation. Bases 73 to 354 code for a protein of 93 amino acids. NCBI's taxonomy places the organism in Eukaryota, Viridiplantae, Streptophyta, Magnoliopsida, Brassicales, Brassicaceae.
CCUCCUCUUCUUCUUCAUUUUGAUACUUUCAAAAAUUCACCAAAAAGUUUCGAUUUUUAAUCGAUUUGGAAGAUGACACUAGGGUUGUUAUUAGGGAUUGGUAGAUCAUUCCGAAGAAAGAGAGCUUCUUCACUUGAUAUCCUCUCUCCCAAACGAGCUCCUCGAAACUUCUACAAAGGGAACAACUGUAAAUCUACUGGUUUCCACACUAGAAAAGGAGGUUAUGUUGUGCAGCAAGAUAAAUUGCCAAACUACGUAGUCCCUGAUCUGACCGGCUUUAAGCUGAAACCAUAUGUAUCUCAGUGCCCUUUAAACGUCAACAAAACAAACGAGUCAAGUGAAGCUUCCAAGUGAAGAAGCCAGAAGAAAUAUGUUUUAAAGUCUUCAUUAGCUUUCACUUAAGGACUAUGUUUUUCUAUGAUCCUUAUCAAUCAUUUUUGUUAUUCAAAGACUACACGCAAGUUGUGGCGAUGCGACAGUGAGUUAAUAAAAUAGACUGUUUGAUUCAAA